AUGUGGAGAUCUGGAUUGGGUAAUGAGUGUGAGUUUCCUCCCGGAUUUAACAAACCUUAUGAAUCACCACCACAACCACGCCUAUUGGGUUCACAAAGUAACUUUCCUCUUCAUCGUUCUUCUCUUUCUUCUGGACAUUUAAAUUAUCCACCUGAAACUAUAAGCUAUACUGAUGUGCCAUUUUUUUCAACGACUACUUUGCCUUCCACCUCAACCAAUACCUCUAAAAAGCGUAGAGGUCGACCUUAUGGAUCUCGCAACAAAAAGUCUCGUAUGAAUAUCGUUUAUGGAAUGGAUAUAUCUUCACUUAAAUCUCACAUGAUCAACGUGAAUAUCAAAGAGAAUAUUUUGGAGAAGAUUAUAGCCUUUUCUCAUAGUAUCUCAAAAAAUGUAACCAUUAUAUCAUCAAAUGGGACCGUUUCUAAAAUAAGGUUUUCUCAAUCUCCAUCAUCUACUGAAAGUGUGACCUAUGAGGGACUAUUUGAGAUCCUAUCACUGAAAGGUUCUGUGUCUGUUAGCACAAAUAAAAGUGAACAAAAAAUAUAUGGUGGAGUAAAGGGAUCCUUUGUUUCAUUAUCAAAUGGUCGCUCAUUUGGUGGUAAAAUUGACGGUGUUCUGAUUGCUGCCUCUCCAGUUCAAAUAAUACUAGGGAGCUUUUUUUCGGAGGGUCAAGAAGUAGUACUACCCGACCCACAUGAGCCUCCUAUAGAAGGCCCAAGCAAGCCCUCAUCCGCGAUUCUUUCAUCGGAAGGAAUAUUGAUAUCCUAG
Messenger RNA from Vicia faba (fava bean), 768 nucleotides. The record is from the annotation of a GenBank genome assembly. NCBI's taxonomy places the organism in Eukaryota, Viridiplantae, Streptophyta, Magnoliopsida, Fabales, Fabaceae.